Molecule: messenger RNA, 483 nt
Organism: Phaeoacremonium minimum UCRPA7
Lineage: Eukaryota; Fungi; Ascomycota; Sordariomycetes; Togniniales; Togniniaceae
Product: putative 60s ribosomal protein l21 protein
Exons: 5
Coding region: 1-483 (160 amino acids)
Biological process (GO): translation
Cellular component (GO): cytosolic large ribosomal subunit; ribosome
Molecular function (GO): structural constituent of ribosome
Source: RefSeq, a predicted model, not a curated record
AUGGGUCACGCCGCCGGUCUGCGUGCUGGCACUCGCUAUGCCUUCUCGCGCAACUUCCGCCAGAAGGGCAUGAUCAAGCUGUCCACCUACCUGAAGCAGUACAAGGUUGGCGACAUCGUUGACAUCAAGGCGAACGGUGCGGUCCAGAAGGGUAUGCCUCACAAGGUCUACCACGGCAAGACUGGUGUCAUCUACAACGUCACCAAGAGCGCUGUCGGCGUCAUCAUCUACAAGAAGGUCAAGCACAGAUACAUCGAGAAGCGCGUCAACCUCCGCAUUGAGCACAUCUCCCCGUCGCGAUCAAGAGACGACUUCAUCCGCCGAGUCAAGCAGAAUGCUGAGCUGAAGAAGAAGGCCAAGUCCGAGGGCACCACCGUUCAGGUCAAGAGACUACCAGCCCUCCCCCGGGAAGAGAGGACGAUCUCCAUCAAGGAGAACCGACCGGAGACCGUUGCCCCUGUUGCGUACGAGACAACCAUUUAG